GACAGUGGGGACAGAGUUUUGCAUCCCAAAUCAUUUUCUUAAAAUCUAUUACUUUUCUGUCGAAUUCUCGAACCAAUCUUUCCGACUACCGGAAACUUCAACUAACACGUUGAGCCCCGUGUUGAACCCUGGACUGAUGUAGAGCUUUUCGACAGAAAAACGUAGAUCGCUGGGACUAAAUAAGUUACAAAAUAAGGAAAUAUGAAAAGCGUAGCAAGAACAAUUUGAGGAUCAACGUGUUAAGGCUUGAAAUGUGUACCCCUCGUAAACAAUGCCGCAUCUGCUAACGUCAGCGUACCAUCAAAUAAUUCCAAGAUCAUUCUAGAAAUAUGAGUUGCAUGAGAAAAACGUGUGUUUCAUAAUUUUCUAUUCUAAUUAAUCUUAAGUUCAUCGUCAAUCAAAAAUUUGACCAAUUUUCACUACAUAUUUCAAUAAAAAAGGAAACUAUCAAACACAACAAACAAGUUUCCCAUUUGAGUUAUUAACCCUUUCCCGUACAACAUCGAGUCUCACUCGUGGUGUACUUGAAUAACAAAGGGGACUAGAAUUCUCAACAGAGUAGUGAAAUCACUUGAUUUGUGACGUAUUAAAUAAUACGGUAAGGGGUAAUCUCAAGAGAAAGUCAAUGAAAAGAAUAUUUACCAUGUGUUUUGAUUCGGUUUGUUCAUGCUACCCACCACUACCCCUAUUUGGCGCUGCGCACAGUUGGAAUUGACAUGCUGUAGCCAUGUAAAGGCAAUGUCCUGGAAAAAAGGUAAUGAAGAUGGUAGAGUUUCGAGCGACAUAGCAUGCGCUGCCAUAACUAUUUCUCAAAUAGUGACGUCAGUCGUUUUGUUUAUUUUUGAUUGCCCACUGCAUCCAUAUGAAAAUGCUAUUUUCAGGAAGUAAUUUAUCAAUUAAAAAUGUACAUUUUUUCAGAGCUCCAGCUGAAUACGAGGCUAAUGUAAUAGCGUCCAGUGAAUAUUUGUGAAAUCACGUCGAAAAAGACGGAUGAAAGUGAUACAGGUCGGACUCGAUUGUCCGGAGACUCGAUUAUCCGGAAUUUUAGACUCGAUCAUCCGGAGUAUUUUAUUUCUGAUUUUCGGAAAUUUUGAAUAAUUUGUAUAAUAAUCAAAUCAAAUGAAAGUGUUUGACUAGUAGAAUACAGUUGUUUAAGAAAAAUGCAAAUCAAAGAUGGCGGCCGCUACAAAAUGUCGGAUUACAUAUUUUCCAGGUGUAUGGCACGAUUCUCGCUAUCUCACUCUACCUACCGUCACCGCCUAUCUCACUAUCCCUCUGCUGUAAAAGUUCAUUAUCGACAUCACGAUUUGUCAGAUUGUGGUAAAUUGGCUAAAUUGGUAAUUCGCGAUGACAGUGGCAUGGUGUCGACGUCUUGUGGCGACUUCGAAUUAGGGCCAUAAUUCGGGUCCCAAACUUGUUAGUGUAAUCUCUAUCAGAUUAGAAGACACGAAGCCGGUUUUACAUUUAAAAAUUUGAAUGAAAAUUUUCACAUCAUGUUAUUUAAUUACUUGAAACAUGUAUUUCUGACUUUCAUUCAACCAUAUAGCUAUACAAUUCCAACAUUGUUACUGAUUUUUUCAUUAUAAUAUAAAGUUAUCUUCAUCUUCAUUUUCGUAUGAGACUUUUUCCCCACCUGCAAACCAAAGUGUUUUCAAUUUAAAUAGAAUGCUAAUUUGAUAUGGAAAAGCUAAUUUUCAUUUAUAAUUUUAAUUUUGAAAACGUUCAUUCCGACUGAAAAUCAGCUGUUCUUUGAUGCUCCCCUAAACUUGUAAACGAAGCUCAAUGCCGUCAACUCAGAUCGCUGUUUUGAAGAAAACAAAUACUUUUGACGUUUGAGAUGUUGGCACCUAAAACAUGGCGGGUGUCAUACAGCUGAUAUUUUCUCAGAACCUCAUCAAUAUGGGUCCAACUUCAUACACUAGUAAUGAAAAUUGAAAAAAACACUUGAAGUCGAAGAGUUGCUACUAGCCGCGUUCUUAGAUAUUGAAGGAGCGUUUGACAAUGCAUCCCACAAUUCAAUGAGAAAUGCUAUGAUACAGCGUAAUUUCGAUGAAACUGUUGUAGAAUGGAUAUUUCAAAUGCUACAAAAAAGAGAAAUAACGUAUAAUCAGGGAGGGGCCACAGUUACAAUAAGAACUGUGAAAGGAUGCUCACAAGGAGGGGUUCUUUCACCUCUGUUAUGGUCAUUGGUAGUAGAUAACCUACUGGCACUCCUUGAAAGGAUAGGAUUUGAAAUCAUAGGCUUUGCAGAUGAUGUUGUAAUUGUAGUUCGUGGGAAAUAUGAGCAUGUAAUCAGAUACAGAUUGCAAUAUGCUCUAAACUUAACUAUAACAUGGUGUAAUGAUGAGGGUUUAUCUAUAAAUCCUCAUAAAACUACUGUUGUUCCUUUUACACGUAGAAGGAAAAUGAAAAUACCAGAUUUGCAUUUGCUGGGAACUAAAAUAGUGUUUUCUCCAAAAGUGAAAUAUUUAGGAGUAACACUUGAUAGCAAGCUCAAUUGGAACUCGCAUUUAGAUGAAAUAAUACAUAAGGCUACAAAUGCAUUAUGGAUUAGUAAAAGAACAUUCGGUAACAAAUGGGGACUUAGACCUAAAAUGAUCUACUGGAUCUACACUGCUAUAGUGAGACCUAGAAUAACAUAUGCGUCAUUAGUUUGGUGGCCAAAAACAAAAUUCAAGCAUGCUCAGGAAAAGCUAGGAAAAUUACAAAGGUUAGCUACAAUUUCCAUCACAGGAGCAAUUCGUAGUACGCCAUCUAAAGCACUAGAUGCAAUGUUAAAUCUACUUCCCUUAUAUCUAUUCGUUCAAUUGGAGGCGGAAAAAAACGCACUAAGGUUGAAAAGAACAAAACAGUUCUUUGAUGGAGACCUUAGGGGUCAUUUAAGUAUUCUGAAGGAAUUCAAACUUAAUCCGAUACUAACUCAGAAGGACUGGAUGAACAGGCAAUACAACUUUGAACGACUAUUCAAUGUGACUGAGCCAAGCCGCACUGAAUGGGAGUCAGGGGGACCUGAUAUUCACCCAGGAUCUAUAAUUUUCUACACUGAUGGUUCCAGAUUAAACGAAAGAGCCGGGGCUGGAAUAACCGGCCCUGGAGUGGACAUAUCAAUUUCAAUGGGCAAGUGGCCAACUGUAUUUCAGGCAGAAGUACAGGCAAUUAUUGAAUGUGCAACAAUUUGUCUAAGGCACAAUUAUAGACAUGCAAACAUAUGCAUUUUUUCUGACAGUCAAGCUGCCUUGAAAGCAUUGAAGUCAGUUACCUGUACUUCUAAAUUAGUUUGGGAGUGUAUUCAACUUCUUCAAGAGGUAGCUAAAAAACGUGCAUUCUGGGUUCCAGGGCACUGUGGAGUUGAAGGCAAUGAAAAAGCAGAUUUGUUAGCUAGAUGUGGAUCAUCGAAACCAUUCCUAGGACCAGAACCAUUUUGUGGGGCCCCUGAAUGUACCCUCAAAAUGGAAUUAAAGAACUGGGAAAAAUCAAAGAUUGAUGGCAUCUGGACACAUAGUACAGUAGCUCGACAGGCUAAAUCAUUUAUAUCACCAAGUAAAAAAGUAACUGAAAGACUUCUCAGCCUAACAAAAAAAGACCUAUGCACUUUCAGUGGCCUAGUGACAGGACAUUGUCCAAGCAAAUACCACCUAAAGAAACUAGGUAAAUUAGAAGAUGAUACCUGUCGUUUCUGUAACCUAGAAAGUGAAAGCUCGGAACAUUUAUUAUGUAAUUGCGAAGCACUUUUUCAUAGAAGGCGCAAUUUCUUUGAUAAAGGUUUAAUGCAACCUGCAUAUGUUGGAUAGCUUCCCCCAAUAAGGCAAUAAAGUUCAUUCGUGCUAUAAUACCUUAUUGGGAUCAUGCCUACAGUCAGCAAGUGGAAAUCACUCCAACUAAUAGCGAUACGACACCCUGAUAAGGCUUACAACAAAUAGGGGCCCGCCACAAUAGAUCAAAUAACUGGUCGUAGUGGAAAAUGUACCCAACAGGAAAAAAAUGGGUCCAAAAUCAAAUGAAAGGGCUUAACUAGUAGAACACAGUUAUUUAUGAAAAAAGUAAACCUAAAAUGGUCGCCACCACAAAAUAACGCGAUAUAUUUUUGACGUAGGACUACGUCUAACCGGAAGAUAUAGGGGGUGAAAUGGAAAUCUAGGCACUGAACAAGUAGGAAUGCAAGAUUUGGAACGCUUAUAACUCGAGCAUUUCUCAAUAGAUCGCAAAGGUUUUUGCAUCAAUUGAUAGGAAAUAUAUCUACGUAUCUAUCAUUACGAAUAACAUUUCAUUUUUCUUGAGAUAAAUAAUUGAAUAAUUGUGAAAUAUCAAGCAUUGUCAAAUGCACUAUGUGCCCAUUUUUGAUUGGUCCAUUUUGUGCUCCUCAAAUCGUACCGACCAAAACGGGCAACCAGAGCAGCAGCGAAAUAGGAUGAAGCACGAUUGGAAAGGAAAAAGAAAAAAAUGAACGAAACAUUGGUCGCAGUCUCACACAUGCGUAAUUCUCGAGCGAGCCAGACGAUCAUUCUCAUCCAAACCGUACACCACAUCGUUUCGCAUCACAUCACAUCAACAAACUAACACAAGCAGCCAUGUCUGGACAUGGCAAAGGAGGAAAAGUGAAGGGAAAGGCAAAAUCCCGCUCGAACCGUGUUGGACUGCAGUUUCCCGUAGGUGUAUUUGCCAAUUGCUCCGCAAGGGUAGCUAGGCCGAGCGCAUUAUUACCAGUGCACCAGUCCACCUAGCCGCCGUUAUAGAGUUUCGGCUGCCGAAGUGAUCGAGUUGGCUGGCAAAACUGCUCGCGCUUUGGUUCGGUGGACAUCAAGACAACAACAGGCAGACGCAAACGCAAUCGCAAAACGGCAGCAGGUAGCAGAAGAAAAAAGUUUGUUCUUUAUACAAACUGCUUUGGUGACAAAUCCAGAACAAUGCGGCAUC
Messenger RNA from Toxorhynchites rutilus septentrionalis, 4914 nucleotides. RefSeq lists its product as uncharacterized. The record is from RefSeq and is a predicted model, not a curated record. Gene Ontology annotation, molecular function: nucleic acid binding; RNA-DNA hybrid ribonuclease activity. Bases 2019 to 3791 code for a protein of 590 amino acids. The transcript has a single exon. Lineage: Eukaryota; Metazoa; Arthropoda; Insecta; Diptera; Culicidae.